Sabethes cyaneus is the source of this 1917-nucleotide messenger RNA. It is a transcript of the gene snRNP-U1-70K, whose product is annotated as U1 small nuclear ribonucleoprotein 70 kDa. Gene Ontology annotation, cellular component: U1 snRNP; U2-type prespliceosome; precatalytic spliceosome. Lineage: Eukaryota; Metazoa; Arthropoda; Insecta; Diptera; Culicidae. The coding region runs from base 134 to 1447 and encodes 437 amino acids. Gene Ontology annotation, biological process: mRNA splicing, via spliceosome. The transcript has 6 exons. Gene Ontology annotation, molecular function: mRNA binding; U1 snRNA binding. The record is from RefSeq and is a predicted model, not a curated record.
GUCAUCGUGACUGUAAUUGAAAAAAGUGAAAAAAUCGUUUAAUAGCCGUAAAAUGUGUUAAAUCAAGCCAUUAUUCACUUUAUUCCUAUAGUGCUUUCUGUUUUCUGCCGAAUAGUGUCAUUAAGCGUGCGAAAUGACGCAGUAUUUGCCUCCAAACCUGCUGGCAUUAUUUGCCCCACGCGAGUCGAUCCCGUUUCUGCCACCACCGGAUAAGCUCCCUCAUGAGAAAAAAUCGCAAGGCUACAGCGGCGUUGGUUCUUUCCUGGAUUUAUUCGAGGAUCCUAAAGAUACCCCGCCACCAACAAGAGUGGAAACCCGAGAAGAACGGGUUGAACGCAGACGCCGUGAACGGGCCGAACAGGUUGCCUACAAACUGGAACGGGAAAUCGCCACUUGGGAUCCGACACAGCUGGAGAUUGCGACCGAAGACCCGUUCAAGACACUGUUCGUUGCUAGGGUGAAUUAUGAUACUUCGGAAUCUAAACUGCGGAGAGAAUUUGAAAUUUACGGGAAUAUCAAGAAAAUUGUUUUAAUUCAAGAUAAGGAAACCGGCAAACCGCGGGGUUACGCUUUUAUUGAGUAUGAACAUGAACGGGACAUGCAUUCUGCCUACAAGCAUGCCGAUGGUAAGAAAAUUGACGGUAAACGAGUGCUGGUUGAUGUCGAACGAGCUCGCACGGUAAAGGGAUGGCUUCCUCGCCGGCUCGGUGGUGGGCUUGGCGGUACACGCCGAGGAGGGCCUGACGUCAACAUCAAACAUUCUGGCCGUGAAGAUAACGAACGAGAGCGUGAACGAUAUCGGCUGGAGCGCGAACGAGAGGACGGAAUGCGCGAGCGACGCGAGCCGAGAUUUGAACAGAGACCAUUUGAUCGUCGUCGUUCUCGCUCUCGUGAUCGGGAACGCCGCCGGCGUAGCCGUUCUAAGGACCGUCGCCGAAGACACAGCCGUGAGCGAGAGUACGAGAAACCGGAACGGGAGGAGCGUUGGGACAAGGAGCGUGAACGCAGCCGUGAGCGGGACCGGGAACGUGAUCGAGAACGGGAUCGUGAACGUGACCGCGAGCGGGAACGUGAUCGGGAGAAGAAACGUAGACGCACUCGCAGCCGAUCCCGGGAUCGAGAGAGGGAGCGUGUUGAUAAAAAACGUGACAAACGGGACAAGGACCGGGAACGUAAGGAACGCAAACCUGAAUUCCGCGAGGGUGACAUUAAGAUCAAAGAAGAACCGUUGGAUGAUUAUCCUGACUACAGUGCCCAAUACGCACAGUACCCAAUGCAGGUUAAGACUGAAGAUGGUGUUGAGGAAAAAUAUCGUCCCCACGAGCACGAGCAAGAAGAGAAUGGGGCUCCUCGUGGUGGGCGGCCCGGAGAAAACGGUGCUCGUUUCGGAGCUAUGCCUCACAAUGAUGAUGAUCAUUACAACAAUCGCUACGGAGGUUAUAAUUAACCGAACUCAAAAAGGUUUGUGUGAAAUAUUCUUUUCCGCAAUUCGUGUUGCUCCGUGUUGCUUACGAGCAAGUUCAAACAUUUUUUUUACCAUUUAUUCAAAAUGUGUUGUAAGUUGUGGACCGUAAAAUUCACAAAAAUCUAAAUUGAUUGCUUACGUAAGCCGAACAAGUUUGUGAUUCAUAGACGUUUGUUCGCUCGUACAUCCGAUCAUGUUUUUAAAUUGCAUAAAAUAAUAUAACUUCUCAGGUCACGCAUGCUUGACAGUAAUGAACUAUUGUGCUUGUGACAGCCUGACACUCAAUUUGACAAGCUGUAUGUAUUUUAUCACAUACAUCAUACAAACACACACAAAGCAGACAUUCACGUAACAAUUGUUAGCGUUGUUAAACGCUAAGACCUUCUUUGAUAGCGGUAGAAAUAUCCCAGGUUUAGCAACUGUAUGCUCUAAAGUAAGUAAAUAAAAAUGAU